Cinara cedri is the source of this 3297-nucleotide messenger RNA. The record is from the annotation of a GenBank genome assembly. Lineage: Eukaryota; Metazoa; Arthropoda; Insecta; Hemiptera; Aphididae.
AUGCCAAGAUUAAAACGUAUGGGCAUGAAUAUCCACCAACUGCGUCAAGUUUUCGAAUUGGAAAAUGAAGAAGAAUCGAAAAAUUUUACUCAGUGCCAUCCUGCGAGACCUUUAAUGUACCAUUUGCUGUUUACGUUUGCUGUAAGAAUACAAAACAAAAAUUAAAUAUUUUUACCAUAUUAUAAUCAAGCAAGUAUACCUACAUUUCCAAAUGAUUUAAAACAAGCACAUUAAUGUUUAUUUGUAAACAGGUUUAUUUUUUUACUAUAAUAGCUGUUUUUGGUAAUAUUUUCCACAUAGGUACCUAAUGAUUAGCUCGUUAAAACUAUUAAAAAAAUCUAAAACCGGUUCGUAUUAGAAGUCUAAAUGUUUUUAUAAUAAAAUAUGAGAGAAUAUUUUUUGAUUUAAGUACAAUCUUUUAGUUUUAUAUACUUCUAGUUCUACUAUAACUAAUAUUAUUGAGUAUAUACAUAUGACUAGAAUCAGAUUUAAAAGGAGCUGAGUGGGCUGAAGUUUAUAAGCCUUCACAAUUUUUAAAAUAACUUAAUAGGCUUUCUACAUUUUCUUUAGUAAUAUUUGUUUAAUGUUGUACCGAUUUCCAUUCAGAAAAGGUGCUAUACUUAAAAAUCGGAGCAAUAGUCUUCUGGUAGAGAAGUUGCGCACAGAUAAAAAAAAAUAAACAUCUUUGUAAAACCAUAAGCUUCUUCGCUCCAUUCAAAAUCUAAAAUAUAUAUGUAGUUCAGGGAUUUAAAUACUUAACAAUUUAUUAAUUUAAUUUGCAUGCAACACGAAUGAUUUGCCUGUUCCUAUUUCUAUAAUGCUAGUUGAUAAUACUUUUCCUGGAUUUAAAUGGUUUUAUGUAGCAAAAUAUUAUAUAGACAAUUUAAAUUCAAAAUUUACAUAUGUUGUCCAGUUGUCCUAAUUCCUAUUUAUUUAUUUGGUGCUUUGGAGUCUCUGCAAUUUAUUCCGCACAAGGACCAUCAUAUAUCUAAAUACGAUCCUGGAUAUAUAAUUACAUGUUAUCUUCGUAUAUUUUUAAAACCUUAUUGAUUGAUCUAUAAAUUAAUUUGUAUAUUGUUUUCUGUAGAUAAUCACCGCAACAUCAAUACUGGGCAUUAUUGUUGAACACGAACGAAAAAUAAAUACUCAACUCUGGUCAAACCUAUUGCAAAUGUUUAAAGAAAUUGUAAGUUUACUGUCGUUCGUGUUCGUUCUGAAAUUAUAAUAAAUUAUUGCCCUUAUUGCAAACGCGUUAUUUUUAAGUGGUUCUGCCUGUGUAUAAGAGUGAAUGAAAAUAUUAUAAUUCAUCUGUAUAGACAUAUUGUAUUAACAAUAUUCUAAAAUCGUAAUAUAAUAAAAUAUAAUAAUGUGGUACAUAUAUAUAUAUAGUGAAAUAGUAUUUACGUAUACAUUUUUAAAAAUAAUCUGUAAUACCUCUAAUACUUAUACAAAUGUAAUAAUAAAAUUGUAUAAUUUAAGAACAGAUAUUUGAAGAGAGUUCCGUUUUAAGAUUCUGGAAAAGUCAAAGUUCUGGUGAACAAGCGUUCGCCUGUUUAACACUUAUCCACUUUGCCGUGUACCUAGCGUGGGACAUUAGAUGGAAAUCCUCGAUUAUGUCAAAUUACUUCAUUAUUAAUGAAGGUAAAGAACACAAAACAUUUAUAAUAAACAUAAUCGAAAUUUUCCAUAAAAUAACUUGUACCAAGUUAUAAGUUGAUACUAAAAUUACCAAGUUGUACUAAGUUUGAUGAUAACAUCAAAAUAAUAAUAUAUUCUGCGUAUUUUUAGAUAAAUCAAAUUCGAUUUGGGCGCAUUUGUUUUGUCCGUUUAGUCACAUUUCCGUGUUGAAUUUAAUCAUCAACACUGUGUAUUUAUAUUCUCUAUGUACAUCUGGUAAGUCCUUUCUGUUUUCACAACGUGUCAUAACUCAUAAGUUUUAAAUGAGUUCCAUUAACAUAACUGAUUUGACAUUUAAAAAAAAUAUAAUUUUCGGAAUAAUAAUUAUUAUUAUUUACAUAGGUACUUAAUUGUAUUAUUUUUAUUUUGCUUUAUAUUUUUAGUGUAACUUUAGGAAUAUAUUAGUUUUACUAUAAUGUGUGUUUUUAGAUUCUGAACAGAGCGAGGAUGUAUUGGUUUUAUAAUUUUUUUUUUUUUUCUGCGGACAACUUUUCUACCAAUAAUUUUUCUCUAAAGACCGAUUUACAUUGAAAGCACUUUAUCUGAAAAGAAAACUGACUGGGGUGGUACUUUAGGGAGGUUACUUUUUGAUUUUUCCUGGAGUUUUCCCAAUAAAUGGAAAAAACUUAGGAAAAACUGAAAAAUAGGUACAAUAUUAAACAACUAUUGUUAAUGAAAACGUAUACCUAAUGCAUAAUAUGUAUAUGUAUAUAUAAUAAACCUUUUUUGUUGCAUUUUGGAUUUUGUAGGUGUAUUAAAGAGAUAGAAGGGGAUACAUUUUUUUAUUUAACUUGUAGAUUUCCUAAUAAUUGGGAAAAUCUAGUAGAAAGUAGAAAAAAAACCAGAAAAUGUAAGGUUUGUUUAUUUUUAAUUUACUAUUUUUGUUGUGAUUCAGUUGCAAAUAUUCAUAAAUACCUGAAAAUUUCACAGAAAACUUACAUAAUUUUUAAAACAUUCUGGGAAUUGUUAAACUAUUAUAGGCAUUUUAUAUUUGAGUUUUUUUGCGUAAGAAGUUUUUAUUUGAUAGAUGCAUAUACGUUCUUUAUUUGGUUGAUGGUCAAAAUUGACUAAUUUUUGAUUGAGUUUUUAUUUAAGUAUAGAUGUAUACAGGGUUAAUUUUGGUGGUUUGGCUAUUUUACUAUACAAUUCAUAAAUUGUAUAUAACAUGAUAAUGUAUUUUGGUGAACUUUGUUUUAAAGAAUUAUUUAAGCUUAUUUUUCGUUAGAAAUGAUGUUUCAUUGCGUACAGAUAUAAUUAAUUAUAAAUUACUUUAUGUAUCCUAUAUCUUCUCAACUUCCCACCUACAAAACUGUCAUAGUAAUUUUCUUAUUCUUGUACCUAUAUAUAAAUAAAAUUGCUGAGAAUAAUAAAUUUCAAAACUAUAAUUAUAUACACAUAUAUUUUAUAGGAUUCAUUAAGACAUGGCCAUAUGUACUGACUGGAAUGUCUGGAAAUAGAUUUUUGCAUUAUAUGUGCAUUGAAGAAUUUUUCGUUUUUUACAUCAGCGCGUGUGUUUUUUCAUCGCUAUCUAAAGUUUACAUGGAACGAAAAUUUAACACAGUAUCCAAGAAUAAACAUGGUGCUGUAAGUAUAUUAUUGCUAUUAUCAGGGUCUGAUUAA